AUGAUAGAUAAGCUUUUAAAUGAAUAAUUUGAAACAAAUGACUUCACAUUUCAUUAACAAAAAAAAGAUAUUGUUAGAAUUGAAUAUGCAACUAAUUGUAUACCAUGCAAUUCAGCUUGUCAUUAUCCAUGUGGAAUUCCAGAAUCGAAUGAUAGAAAGUAUUGUUUGGCUAUGAAAGAUGGAAAAUGCACAAUUUGA
This is a messenger RNA of Paramecium primaurelia, 198 nucleotides long. The record is from the annotation of a GenBank genome assembly. Lineage: Eukaryota; Ciliophora; Oligohymenophorea; Peniculida; Parameciidae.